Molecule: messenger RNA, 1847 nt
Organism: Zootoca vivipara (common lizard)
Lineage: Eukaryota; Metazoa; Chordata; Lepidosauria; Squamata; Lacertidae
Source: RefSeq, a predicted model, not a curated record
CCGGAGUGUUCUCACCCAUUUUGACGAGUCCAAGCCACUGGUGUUGGCAUGUGACGCAUCACAGUAUGGUCUGGGGGCCAUCCUUAGUCACAGGGACCCUGACGGGAGUGAGAGGCCAAUUUCGUUUUACUCACGGACUCUGUCCGAUACAGAGCGCAACUAUGCUCAAAUAGACAAGGAGGCUCUGGCCAUUGUGGCAGGUGUUAAAAAAUUCCAUGAUUAUGUCUAUGGUCGGCCUUUUACCAUUCAGACUGAUCACAAGCCCCUGCUAGGGUUGUUCGUCCCUCACAAACAGACUCCUCAGAUGCUCUCUCCUCGCAUGCUACGUUGGUCCAUAUUUUUAAAUGGGUAUCAGUAUGAGUUGUGUCAUGUAAAGGGUACACAUCUAUGCCAUGCGGAUGCCCUAAGCUGAGUGUGUCAUGAUGCUAGAGGCGCUGCCGGGCCCUCCGGUCAAGGCCCCCGAAAUUGCCACCCGAACAAUGAGAGACCCCGUCCUUGCCCGUGUCCUUGCUUGGGUGGGGAGGGGAUGGCCAGAGGGUCCCCAGCCAGAGUGUUUCAGGGCAUUCAAAACCAGGCAGCAUGAGCUCUCCCUGCACCGGGGGUGUCUGCUGUGGGGGGACAGAGUGAUUAUUCCAGAACCCCUCAGGAACAGGGUGCUGGGCACGCUCCACAUGGGGCACCCAGGUAUGGUCCGAAUGAAAUCCUUGGCUAGGUGCUAUGUGUGGUGGCCUGGAAUGGACCAGGACAUUGAGAAAUGGGUACGAACAUGCACCUCAUGUCAGGAGGUGAGACCUGAUGUACCAAGGGCACCAGUCCACUGGUGGGAGCAGGCACGGACUCCCUGGAGCCGUCUGCACAUUGAUUUUGCGGGACCCCACCAAGGGAAAGUAUUCCUGGUAGUAGUGGAUGCCUACUCAAAGUGGUUGGAAGUGGCAGUAGUUCCCAGCAUGACCUCCGCUGCGGUCAUUCGGGUGUUGAGGCAGCUGUUCGCAACCCACGGUCUGCCAGAGACUAUCGUGUCGGAUAAUGGAAUGGCCUUUGUAUCUCAGGAGUUUAAGGCAUUCCUGGCAGACAACUUCAUUAGGGGGGCAACGUCGGCCCCGUUCCACCCAUCGUCUAAUGGACAGGCAGAGCGGAUGGUACGGACGGCAAAAGAGGCUAUCGCUCGCCUGCUGGAGGGGGACUGGGCAGCCCGAAUUGCCCGGAUGCUAUUUUUGCAGCAUGCCACGCCCUGCACUGUCACGGGCAAGUCACCCGCUGAACUAUUGAUGGGCCGUCGGUUGGUCACCAUCAUGGACUUUGUACACCCGGACAAAAACCCGUCCCGUCCUGCUCAAGCUCAGCCAGAGCCCGAAAGGGACACCACACGCUACCUCACCCCAGAAGAGCUAGUCUGGGUACGAAACUACGCCAGAGGUCCGGCAUGGGUGCCAGGUGUUGUCACCCGUGCCAGUGGUCCAGUCUCGUAUUUCGUUACGCUGGACGACGGUCGAGUGAUGCGACGCCAUAUAGACCAGCUGCGUCGGCGUGCCCCCAACAGUACCCAAAGUGAUGGGAACUCGGCCGACCUAGAGGAAACACUGCCUGACACCGAAUCCCUGCAGCCUCCUACCCAGGCCAGUUCCAGCGAUUUGGAAAUGCCUCCACCAGAAGGUAGCAGCAUCCCCGCCUCCUCAGAGAUGCUGCCCCCAGCCAGGGAUGUGUCUCCACCGCCCAUCCUGCCUGCAACACCACCGUCACCCCAAGUUCCGGUGCAGCAGACUCCAGCCACUCCUGUUCCUAGGAGGCCCCAGCGGAACCGCCGGCCACCUAAUUACUUGAGGGACUUUGAGUGCUUCGCGCACUAG